AUGAUUAAUUCAAGAUUAUUACAAGAUCCUGCAAGUUUACGUCGUAAGAAAGAGUCUAGACGUGGUAUCAAUUAUACCAUCUUAUUAGUAGGUGGAGAAAGCACCGGGAAAACCACAUUUGCCAAUAAUUUAAUGGAAUGUAAUGUUUUACCUCAUAGAUAUUCCGAUCAUUCUUCAAAUUUAAAUAAUAAUAUUUUAAAUUCAAAUGUUAAAUUAAUUAAACCCACUCAAUUGAUUUCGUUUACUGCUAAAGAUGGCAUUCCAUCUUUAAUCAAUGAAUUCAAUCCUUCUAUUGCUAGUAUUGAACCAGGUAUCACUAUCACUUCUACUUCUUUAGAAAUCUCUUCAAAUCCUCUAUCAAAUAACUCUGAUGAAGAUAUCUUAUUAUUCAAUAUUAUCGAUGUUCAUGGAAUAGGUGAAAAUUUAGAUAAUUCAAAUGCAUUUACAGAAAUCACUUCAUAUUUAGAACAACAAUUUGAAACUGUUCUUGCUGAAGAGACAAGAGUUAAAAGAAAUCCAAGAUUCGAAGACACAAGAGUUCAUGUGGCUUUAUAUUUCAUUGAAGCUACAGGCCAUGGUUUAAAAGAUUUCGAUGUAGAAAUGAUGAAGAAAUUAUCUCGUUAUACAAAUGUCUUACCAAUCAUAUCAAAAGCAGAUUCUUUUACUCCACAAGAAUUACUUCAAUUUAAAAAAAAUAUUUUAUUUGAUAUUGAUCGAUAUAAUGUUCCUAUUUUCAAGUUUGAUUUAGAAAACAAUCAAGAUCAAUACCUUGAAGAAGAUGAUUAUGAAACUUUAGAAGAAAACAGACAUCUGGCUGAAAUUCAACCUUUUUCCAUAAUUUGUUCAGAUGAAAAAGAUUCUCAAGGCAAUUAUAUAAGACAAUACCCUUGGGGUACAAUCUAUAUUAAUGAUAAUGAUUUAGAAACUUCAGAUUUAAACAUUUUGAAAAAUGUUUUAUUUGGUUCUCAUUUACAAGAAUUCAAAGAUAAUACUCAAAAUUUCUUGUAUGAAAAUUAUAGAGCUGAAAAAUUAUUAGCUGUAACAAAUGAUUCUACAAAUGGAUAUGCAGAAUCGUCGACUAAUCCAUUAAAUUCAAAUGAUAAAGCCUUAAAGAGACAAUCUGCAGCUCCAAGUUUAAGCAAUUUUGCUUCUCUAGUUAAUACAGGGAAAUUCAAAUCUUCAAAUGAUUUAUCGAUGACAAUGAAUGAAGAAUUUUCUAAUGAUCAAAACGUAUCAAAUGAAACACCACAAGCUACUCCAAAGAUUAGUCAAGACUCUGAAAUUAAUGAAAAUAUAAAUCCAAAUACGAUAGCUUCAUCUCCAGAAAGAAUAAAAUUAAGAAAUAUUUCCGAAACUAUACCAUACGUAUUAAGACAUGAACGUAUUCUAGUUAAACAACAAAAAUUACAAGAAUUGGAAGCUAAAUCUGCUAAAGAAUUACAAUUGAAAAUUAUGCAAUUAGAGAAAAAAGCUCAUGAUUUGAAAUUAAGGGAAAAAUUAUUAUUAAAACAAAAAUUAAAUAAUAUGAAUGACUCGACUUCUUCUUUUGCGACAGCAUCUACAACAAAUACACCAAGUACUACUGCUCAUUCUUUUAUAAAAAAAGAAGAAACUUUAACCGACUUAUCUUCAAUUGUUUCUGCAAGAGAUUAA
Messenger RNA from Henningerozyma blattae CBS 6284, 1653 nucleotides. Its product is annotated as septin SHS1. The record is from RefSeq and is a predicted model, not a curated record. Gene Ontology annotation, molecular function: molecular adaptor activity; GTP binding; GTPase activity. Gene Ontology annotation, cellular component: cytosol; septin complex; microtubule cytoskeleton. The transcript has a single exon. The coding region runs from base 1 to 1653 and encodes 550 amino acids. Gene Ontology annotation, biological process: division septum assembly; cytoskeleton-dependent cytokinesis; protein localization to bud neck. NCBI's taxonomy places the organism in Eukaryota, Fungi, Ascomycota, Saccharomycetes, Saccharomycetales, Saccharomycetaceae.